GAAUGAAGAAAUGGAGAACUAGUUUGACCGGGACUGACUUUAAAGCGAAAGAAAAAAUAAAUAAUAAAAGUCAGGCGUUACCGGCGGACUACUAAGUUCAGGUGUUUUAUCGUUUAUGUCAGCGAAAAGCAGCGUUUUUGUUUGUUUGUUUUGAAGAAGUUUCCUUUAGCUUUAAGUGACCAAUUGUUGCGGAGACAUUUCGGUGUCCCAGUUUGGAGGAAGGCUGCGGCAGGACAGACGCACACAUCUGUAAUAACACACACACACGCGCGCGCGCACGCGCGCGCGCACGCACGCACACGCACACACACUCCGAUACAGCAGCACAAGCUGCGCUGCGCCCGUCACCAUGCCUGUGCGACAGAAAGAUGCCCAGCGGGCCCUGGAGCUGCUCCAGCAGUACCGGGUCAAACUGAACCAGAGACAGCAGAACCAGAGUCGGAGCAAACAGGGUUCUGCAGAGGAGGACCGUCAGCUGACGCAGUCUUUGGACCGAGUCAUCAACGUCUUCCAAAGUCAACUCUUCAGCGCUCUUCUUGAUAUACAGGAGUUCUACGAGGUGACAAUCCUGCAGGACACUCAAUGUUCUGAGAAACUUCCAGCUCCAGCAGAACAAUCACCAGUAAGUCCUUCGAGUCCCUCUGCCUCUGGAGAACCAUCCAAACCUAGCAAGACCAAGUCUAUCAAAUCCACCUCCCUACCUAACCAAGAUGGAGCGCCUACAAAAGCAUCAUCUUCUCCUACAAGACAGCCCAGCAUACCACAGUCUCACCCCGCCAAAGUAAAGUACCGUGCUUCUCCUCCACCAGUCCAACCAGAAAGCUCUAAGUCUGCAGAGCUGGUUAUUUCCAAACCCUCUUCACCCUCUGCUGCCUCGCCUUCCAGUGUUACUGUCAGCAGUGUGGAAACUCCCAGUGUUCCCACUAAACCAUCUCAAAAUGAAACCAACUCGCAUGCCACUGACGCAAAGUCACAGAGUACAACAAACCCAAAAAACCCAGGUGCCUCUAAAGACCUGAAUCUGGUGACUGUCUCUGCGCUCGUCUCCAGCACCAUCCAGGGUCUUGUGUCACCAACCACUCCAGAUAAAGCUACUCCUACUAGCAUCACUCCAAAAAUCAGUCCCAGUCUAAAUACAGGCUCGGGAGCUGGUGUUUUUGCAGCUGCUUCCAUCAAUAAAGAUCCAGGAACGAGCGUCAUCAAUGCAAGUAAAAGUCCAACGAGCCCCAGUCAUAGAAAAUUCUCAUUCGAGAGCAAAAGUCCAACAAGUCCUUCAGCAAAGCAAAGCAAAGGACUUCCUCUUAGUCCAACCAGCCCCGGGCGGGGAAAGGCUACCAGUGAUAGCCCCGACUACGGACCAACCCGCUCCAAGUCGCCCGCAGCCCCACUGGCCACAAACAGGAAGUAUCGAUAUCAAGAAGAGGAAGGGGCUUCAACAGGUGCCCCAAGACUCCACCAUCACACCUGCCAUCAGCAUCCAAUGGGAAUAGCUGGAGAGAUAACGGAUGGAGAGACCCUGGGGAGGGAUGGAGGGACCCUGAGGAGGGAUGGAGGGACACUGGGGAGGGAUGGAGGGACACUGGGGAGGGAUGGAGGGACACUGGGGAGGGAUGGAGGGACUCUAGGAAGAAGUGGAGGAACACUCGGGAGGCAGGGAGGGACGCUAGGCAGGGACAGAGGGACUUGGAGGCGAGGUGGAGGCGGCAUCGGGAGCAUGGAGCGAGAACGGGACCGAUCCCUGGGGAGGGACGGCUCCCUCGGUCACCACGGUGACCUGCGUGGGGCGGAGCUGGUGCAGGUGGCGGAGCGGCAGCUUUCCCAUAUCCAACAUGUCCAUGGAUACGUCACUCAUACACACAUCGCACCUACUCAGGUAGAAUCACCCGAGGCACCAUUUGAUGAUGAGGUGUGGCCUCACUCAGAAGGCGAGAGGCUGAAUGAAGUUCCAGCUCCGCCUUUCUCUUCCCUGUAUUCACAAAGCCACUCCUACUAUCAGGCCAACCCCCCUCCAUUGGUGGUCAAUACCGACAGCGUAGACACCCCCCCAUAUGUCAAUGGAACAGAAGCAGACUAUGAGUAUGAGGAAAUCACACUGGAGAGGGGUAACUCAGGACUGGGCUUCAGUAUUGCUGGAGGCACAGAUAACCCCCACAUUGGAGAAGACCCAUCAAUCUUUAUCACCAAAAUCAUCCCGGGGGGAGCUGCAGCCCAAAAUGGACGACUCAGGGUGAAUGACUGCAUAGUCCGGGUGAAUGACACGGACGUGAGAGAGGUGACUCACAGCGGGGCGGUGGAGGCGCUGAAAGAGGCGGGAGGACUGGUCCGGCUCUGCAUACGACGACGGAGGAGCCUCGCUGAGAGGAUCAUGGAUAUUAAGCUGGUCAAAGGGCCAAAAGGUUUAGGGUUCAGCAUAGCAGGCGGUGUUGGAAACCAGCACGUUCCUGGUGACAACAGCAUCUAUGUGACCAAAGUUAUCGAAGGAGGGGCUGCACACAAAGACGGGCGACUACAAAUAGGGGAUAAACUUGUCGCUGUAAAUGCUUCUUGCUUGGAGGAAGUGACUCAUGAAGAGGCAGUUGCGGCACUAAAGUCCACUCCGGACGUCGUGUACCUCCGUGUCUCCAAACACAGCUCCCUUUUCAUUAAUGACAACUUCCCUCCACCCGAUGUCACCAACUCAUAUUCCCCACAUCAGGACAACCACGUUAGUCCGUACAUGAGUGGGAGCCAGUCUGUAAGCCCCGCCCCUCUGACCACGCCCAGAUACUCUCCGCUGCCCAGGAGUCUGACGACAGACGAAGACGUUCCCAGAGAACCCAGGCGAGUGGUUCUGCAGAGAGGAUCCACGGGUCUCGGCUUCAACAUCGUUGGAGGGGAGGACGGUGAGGGGAUCUUCAUCUCCUUCAUCCUGGCUGGAGGUCCAGCCGAUCUAUGUGGCGAGCUCCGAAAAGGAGACCGCAUCCUAUCGGUGAACGGGGUGGACCUGACCAGUGCAACACAUGAGCAGGCAGCUGCAGCUCUAAAGAAUGCUGGACAAACUGUGACUAUUGUAGCUCAGUACAGACCUGAGGAGUACAGUCGAUUCGAGGCUAAGAUCCAUGACCUGAGGGAACAAAUGAUGACCAGCAGCGUCAGCUCCAGCUCCACGUCUCUCCGCUCCACACAGAAACGCACACUUUACAUCAGAGCUUUGUUCGACUACGAUGGAAGUGCUGCAGACCUGAGUGCGCCCAAUCAGGCCCUGCCGUUCGGCUUUGGGGACAUCCUCCAUGUGAGCAGCGCCGGCGAGGAGGAGUGGUGGCCCGCCCGUCACCUAAGCCCCCCGCCCCCAAACUGCCCUGAAGUUGGACUCAUCCCCAGCCGAAGGAGAGCAGAGAAGAAGGAAAGGUCGAGGCUAAAGAUGGUCAGAGUGUCGAGGUCUCAGGACAGAUCGGAUCAAGAGGAUAAAGCGCUGGUAACCUCUGGCACCAGUGAUAGUGAGAGUAGUUCCUCUGGCCAGGAGGAGAUCCUCCUUACAUACCAACCUGUUGUGCAGCAGGAAGUCAAUUACACACGGCCAGUCAUCGUGCUUGGACCAAUGAAAGAUCGGGUCAAUGAUGACCUCAUCUCUGAGUUUCCUGAAAAGUUUGGAUCCUGCGUCCCACACACAACACGGCCACGAAGAGACUACGAGGUGGACGGCAGAGAUUAUCACUUCAUGUCCUCGAGAGAGCUGAUGGAGCGAGAGAUUCAGGAACACAAGUUCAUCGAGGCGGGUCAGUACAACAACCACCUCUACGGGACCAGCAUACAGUCUGUCAGAGAGGUCGCCGACAAGGGGAAGCACUGCAUCCUGGAUGUUUCUGGGAAUGCCAUAAAGCGUCUCCAGAUGGCGGGCCUCUACCCCAUCGCUAUCCUCCUUAGACCGCGAAAUGUCGACAACAUCCUAGAGAUGAACAAACGUUUGACAGAGGAACAGGCGAGGAAGGCCUUCGACAGAGGCAUCAAACUGGAGCAGGAGUUUGCAGAGUACUUCACUGCAAUAGUCCACGGCUCUUCUUUAGAGGAAAUUUACUCGCAGGUGAAGCAAAUCAUCGAGGAGCAGUCGGGUCCUUACAUCUGGAUGACCACCAAGGAGCGACUCUGAACAAACACACACAUGCAAAAUGUCCAUGCACACACAUUACUGUCUCUACACUUCCCACUUGAUUUUAUUUUUUUCUACUAUCAGCCUGCUUCCUCUGUUUUGCAUUGCUGCACGCACGUGUAUUCACACAAGCACACGAUGGCGGCGCGGCGAGGCCGGGACUAUCUGGGACGUUUCCUUUCUGCGGCGGGAGGACCUCGGGUCGGUCCGGCAGCCUCCGGGUGGAUCUUCCUUCAGCUUGGUUCCUUAAUGUUUAAGGAGUUGGUUCAAAUCAAGGCAACUUGUACCAUGAUCUGAUUUGUUUCACUACUGUUCUUCUUAUUGUUGUUGUCGUUGUUGUUUUCAUAUUAACAAAGAGUAAUGCAUUCAUGAAUCGGUUUGUAAUGAUAAUAUUGUCACCAAGAGCCAGACUUUUGCACGCUGUAGCUUUAAGAGCAUGUUUUUGGGACAAAAAUCUUGAUCUAACUCCCUGUCUGUCUUUCUGUCUGUCACUCCACAUGGCAUCGGGUAUUUUUAGUUUCUUUCUGUCUUUUUUUUUUACAUUUCUCAUACCUUCGUAUCCGCAUUUUCUCUUCCUACACUCUAAAAUCCUUAUAUAGGAGGUGAAAAUAUUUAUUGUAAUUCUACCUUCCCCUGCCACGCAUUUCAGCAUCACACUGCAAAAAAACCCCAUAAUCUUACCAGGUAAUUUUGGUUUAGUUUCCAGUGUAAAUAUCUUGGUUCACUUGAAAUAAGACAACAUUAAUUUAUAAGUGACAUAGCAAGACAUAGCAGCUUGUUUAAGUAAAUAAUCCCUUAAUAUUGGUGAAAAAGUUCUAGUUCCACUGGCAGAUUAUUUCACUUGUAACAUAACGCCGUUACCUAGCAACCCCCAGCUAAGCCCAGCCCGUCACCUAGCAACCCAGUUCUAGUUCCACUGGGCGAUUCUUUCAUUUAUAACAUGACAUUUUUCCAAAGCUAUAAGGAUAACAGGACAAAAGUAUUAUACAUGAAAUAAUCUGCCACUGGACCUUGUAGUUUUUCAUCAAUAUUAAGGAAUUAUUUACUAAAAACAAUCUCCUAUAUCUUACUGAAAUUAAGAUAUUUGUACUACUACUUCUAAUUUAGUUUUGUCUUAUUUCAAGUGUACUAAGAAACUCGACAAAAAUACUUAAAGAUUUUGUGUUUGCAAAAACCAAAGUGUUGAGAAGCUACUGUUUAUGGAUGUAGCAUGAAAAAUAUUCAUAACCUCUUUGGAGAUUUUAGGGCCCGAUAACCUUAAUUUCAAAUGUAACAAUUUAUUUCCUUCAUGCAAUAUAGAGAAUUAUAUCAAAGUUUUGUAAGAUAUAUUUGAAGCUUUGGGUUAAUAUUUUUUGCUAAAAUAUUAAUAUGGAAACUAAUUCAAACUAAUUCAUUGCGAAUAUUUCCAGCAGAGGUUUAAUGAGCAAAAACAUGAACGAUGUUUGUUGUAAAAACAGUCGUAAUUUGUGUUUUUGUGGCGCAGCCCUGGUGUUGCUCACUUUACUCCUAUUAUGUUGUCUGUUAUAUAAAAAGUACCAAGAGAAGUUUUAAAUAUAGUUCUUAAAAAUUCUGAAGUACUCUAAAGAGACAGAAAAAGGCAAUUCAAAGCAAAGAUUUGCUGUAUUUGGGAGGUUUUACUCGAUAUUGGAAUAUUGAGAUGGGAAAUUUGUUCUUCUAAAUCAGGGGUGUCCAAAGUGUGGCGCGGGGGCCAUUUGUGGCCCUUCGACUGAUUUUUUUGUGGUCCUCAACAGUAGUUAAAGAAUUAUACAAAUUUGUUUAAACUUUAUUUUAAUCUACUUUAAAAGUUAUUUACAUAAUUUGGAAUGGAAAAUGUUAAGUACUACACAAAGUAUUCAUGUUUUUACAAUGAAGCUUGUGUGAUAAGUAGAACCACGCUGACUUUGGGGCACAAAAUUAGACUUUUAUUUAAUGCAUUAAACUCAACGAAACAUUUUGGAAGUAAACCCAAAUCCUGUUCUUAUAACUGAGAACUAAUUUGUUCAACCAACCGCAAAAGAAUUUAAAAACUAGUUGAUUUAAUACAGCAAAAUUAUUUUUAGUGUUUUGAUAAUAAAAGUAAACAUGAAUUUCCUUCAAUAAGAUAAAUAAAUAAUAAUGUGGACAACUGUAUUUGGUUGAUUAUAGGUUUAUUUUAUUUACUCGACAAAAGGUUUGGAUACCCCUGGGCUGAAGAAUAAAAAUUUAAAGUAAAAACGUUACUAUGUUUUCCACUUGCCAUGCUUGGUCAGUAAAUAUGCAGAGUUGGAAAGAAACUUGAAUAAAACAUAUUGAAAUUGGACUUAAGAGGAAACAUUACCAUUUUUAAAUCAGAUAUCAGAAGAGAUUUCUUUACUUCAUUAUUUUUAAAAAGCAGGAAAACGAUUCUGUCCAAUAAUUCCAGGAUUUCUCCUUUUUCUGGCUUUACCUCAGACUUCCAUAUCUGUCUCCUACGUUCUCCGUGCACUUUGACCCUAAACAGUGUAACGUCUCCUUCAUCUCUAUCAUCAUCAUCAUCAGGACCUCCUUCCCCUCUAAAUGUAGUUGCACUAUCGAGGGCUGAUUUCCUAAAGCAUCUUGUGUGACGCGUCUUUGUGUUAAAGCUUAUGAAGGGACAGAAGAUUUUGGUGAAGGUUUUUAUUUUUACACAUUUUUAGCAAACAAAGAUAUCAGAUGAACAUGGAAGUUUGUCAUGAAAAAACAUUUGACAGAGUAUUGGGGUCAUGCUAAGAAAAUAAUAAAAUUUAAAAAAUUAGGUUGAAAUAAUAUUAAAGUAAAGUUGUAGUAUUAUGAGACAGUUAUAAUAUUAUGACUACACUUGUAAUUUUAUGAGGAAAAUAAGUUAUAUUAAGUUGCAUUAGUAAAGUCAUGCUCUUGAUGUUUAAAUGAGAAUAAAGUCACAAUAAUAUGAAGAUAAAGCAUUAUUUUUAUUUUAUUCUUGUACAACUGUAUUUUGAUAAUAUUGCAACUUAAUUCUUGUAGUUUUAUAAUGGGAAUAAAGUAAAAUCGUUCUAUUAAAGUAAAAAUAAUGAGAAUAAAGUUAAAAUAAUAUAAUAAAGUUGUAAUAUUACGAAAGUAAAGUCAUUAUUACUUUAUUAUUGUUUACUCUUGUAUGACUUUAUUCUCAUAAUUUUAUGACAAGAAUAAAAUUAGUUAUAUUAAUAACUAUAAAGUCGUAUUGAAGUCAAAAUAAAAUGAGAAUGAAGUCUUGAUAUUAUGACUUUAUUCUCAUAUUACUACAAAUUUUUCUCUUAUAAUAAUCAUUUUUUCUUCGUCUGGUCCUAUUACUUUGUCAUAAAUCCACUGUAUGUUUUUUAUUUAGUUUGGAUUUUAAUUUUUUGGGUAACAUUGUACUUUUAUUUUUUAUUUUGACUGUGGCUGUGUGACCUCAGCACUACUUGCUUUGUUUCUCUCCUCUAUAAAUACCAGCUGCAGCUUUAAUUUCACCGUUUCCUCCCUGUCGUCACGGAAACCGAAUCUUCAGCUGCAUCGUGACAGGACGCGUGACGGUAAAACAAUAACCCGAAAUGGGACGAUCAGCUGCUGUUUGAGGACAGAAAUUCAAGAUGCUUUUGAUGACCCAGCCCUUGCUUGUAUGGACCUCGUCAGCCACCGUCUCCCCUUAAUCCACGUUAAUCCCUCAAGGCGACUCCUCCAAGCUGACUGGAGGACGGAGGCGUACGGAGAGGCCCUUCUUUCAGCAUCGGCGCCCUGAAAACGCAGAACAACUUCCAACUUUGACCACAUUUUGAGAACUUUAAUGUUUCCUCUGUUCUUCUGGAUUCAUGUUUCCUCCCUUGUUAAUCCCAGUAGAUUAUUUGUAACCGUCGGCUGAGAGAAUGGGAACCUCCAUACGGCUCUGCCUGCGUGUUUUAGCCCGGGGACUAUGCCACUGUUUGUUAAAGUAAAGCACCGAUGCAAAGAAUCUAUUAAAGAGAUGUAUCUAUAUCUAACAUAAUAUAAUAUUUAUCCCUGCUCUAACUGCCUAUUUUGGUACAAAAAUAAAUAAAAAGCUUUAUUGAGCUUUACUGCAGUCCCUUUAAA
This is a messenger RNA of Xiphophorus couchianus (Monterrey platyfish), 8167 nucleotides long. Its product is annotated as discs large homolog 1-like protein. Gene Ontology annotation, molecular function: protein kinase binding; ionotropic glutamate receptor binding. The transcript has 26 exons. The coding region runs from base 350 to 4126 and encodes 1258 amino acids. The record is from RefSeq and is a predicted model, not a curated record. Gene Ontology annotation, cellular component: basolateral plasma membrane; neuron projection; neuromuscular junction. Gene Ontology annotation, biological process: chemical synaptic transmission; cell-cell adhesion; receptor clustering. Lineage: Eukaryota; Metazoa; Chordata; Actinopteri; Cyprinodontiformes; Poeciliidae.